Messenger RNA from Gasterosteus aculeatus aculeatus (three-spined stickleback), 1839 nucleotides. RefSeq names its product protein c-Fos. Gene Ontology annotation, biological process: regulation of transcription by RNA polymerase II. Gene Ontology annotation, molecular function: RNA polymerase II cis-regulatory region sequence-specific DNA binding; DNA-binding transcription factor activity, RNA polymerase II-specific. Lineage: Eukaryota; Metazoa; Chordata; Actinopteri; Perciformes; Gasterosteidae. Gene Ontology annotation, cellular component: nucleus. The record is from RefSeq and is a predicted model, not a curated record.
CUCCGCGUCAUAGGCCGCUCCUUCUCAGGCUAUAAAGGCGCUCCUGCCUCCCAGAGUCGACAUUCAAACUUUCAGUAGCACAACGACUACAGGAGCAAACACAUUCGGAACGAAAUUCGAGAGUUUCACCUAAACUUCCGAAAGGAUUUUCUCAGCUUUUCAUUUGUCUGGAUCUUCCUACGUUUUUUGUGAGGGAAAGAUGUUUACCAGUUUCAACACGGAGUGCGGCGACUCGUCUCGCUGCAGCACCGCUUCUCCGUCCGGGGACAACCUGGGAUACUACCCGUCCCCGGCGGGAUCCUACUCCAGCAUGGGAUCUCCCCAGUCUCAGGAUUUCACCGACCUGACAGCAUCAAGUGCCUCCUUCAUCCCAACCGUCACAGCCAUCUCGACCAUCCCGGAUCUGCAGUGGAUGGUCAAUCCUUUGAUUUCCUCAGUGGCCCCUUCUCACCGAGCUCCCCCCUAUAGCCCCAGCCCUGCUUACUCCAGACCAGGCAUGAGGUCUGCUUCCAGGGGGCAUAACUCCACCAAGAGGUCCAGAAUGGAACAGGUGACACCUGAGGAGGAAGAGAAGAAAAAAAUUCGCAGGGAGAGAAACAAGCAGGCAGCGGCGAAAUGCCGCAACAGGAGGAGAGAGCUUACAGACACUCUGCAAGCUGAAACCGACGAGCUAGAAGACGAGAAGUCCCUCCUGCAGAACGAUAUUGCUAAUCUCCUGAAGGAGAAGGAAAGGCUUGAGUUCAUUCUUGCUGCCCAUCAACCCAUCUGCAAAAUCCCCUCAGAGCUAGAGACCGACUUCUCGGUGGUGUCCAUUUCUGCUGCCCACCCCAUCCUCUCCACCACUGUGUCCUCCAGGCCACAGAACACCAUCCCCAAGGCAACGACGAUCACUUCCAGCCAGCCAACCUUCAUCUCCACCUCCAACUCAAUCUUUUCUGGCAACGGCGGCAGCAGCAGCAGCAGCAGCUCCGUCCUCUCCACCGCCGCCUUCUCCAGCAGCUCGGUCAAGAUGAUGGACCUGGACUCCUCCGUCCUGGAGGAGUCUCUGGAUCUGCUGGCCAAGACGGAGAUGGAGACGGCGCGGUCAGUGCCAGAGGUGGACCUGUCCAACUCCAUCUACACGACGACUCCAGACUGGGAGCCCCUUCACGCCGCAGCCAGUAGCAGUGACUUUGACUCCCUGUGCACGCCCGUGGUGACCUGCACACCAGCCGGCACCACCUACACAUCUUCAUUUAUGUUUACCUUCCCGGAGGCAGAGACUUGUGGCAUCGCCUACAGGACAGGAAGCAGCAGCAACGACCAGUCCUCCGACUCCCUCAGCUCUCCAACCCUGCUGGCCCUUUAAAGUCUCUUCCAACAACAAUACUACUUCCUAUCAGGCGCAUUUUCUUUGUUGUUGAGAUAAAUGUGCAGAUCACCCGCAGGGCUUUAGAAUGGACUUUUACCAGGAAGCAAAUUAUUUAUUAUUUUAUUUGCCUUUAUUGAUACUUAUUACUACAUUAUUACACACAAUGUAGCAAGUUUAAAAGCAUGUUUCCACUGAUACCACUUAGUCGUUUAUUGAGGUCAUAUAUGAUUUAAUGGUGCUAGAUAACAAAACUUGUUGUAGUGUUGAUGUGUUCCGAGCAAUAGCUUUUAUUGAUCCAGUUUUGUUUUCUGGCUAAUGGAUUGUGAAAAAAAACCCUUAAAACUGACUUGUUUUGUCUUAACCAUGAUGGUCUUUGACGUUUUCUGUGAAAACAUUAGUGAUUUUAAUUUAUAAAAUUUCAAUUUAUUUUUUUACAGAGUCUGUUAGUACAAAAUGUAAAUUAAAAAUUAAACUGUUAUUUAAAUGAA